This is a messenger RNA of Bactrocera dorsalis (oriental fruit fly), 2726 nucleotides long. RefSeq names its product atrial natriuretic peptide receptor 1. The coding region runs from base 448 to 2265 and encodes 605 amino acids. The transcript has 14 exons. Lineage: Eukaryota; Metazoa; Arthropoda; Insecta; Diptera; Tephritidae. Gene Ontology annotation, molecular function: peptide hormone binding; signaling receptor activity. Gene Ontology annotation, cellular component: membrane. The record is from RefSeq and is a predicted model, not a curated record.
AAAAAGGAGAAACAGCUGAUCGAGCAAAACAAAACCGCAGAUUAAAUUAAGUGCACGUUUUGUUUCGCUAUUAUUUGGGGAAGAAACUAAUUUAAGUUUUAUUUGUAUAAAUUUACCACGAAAAGGGGCAAGUUCACUAUCCAAAUUGAAAGGUCCAGUCUCCCGAUCACAGGUUAUCUCAAGAAAUAUGUGAAUUAACAAUUGCAAAGCAAACAGCGACGGACGAUAGAGCUAGCAAAAUAACAGUUUCAAUAAACGUUACUCUUCGCCACGCGUGUGGAUGCCACAAAUGUGGCGCAACACUACACCACUCCUUCCACUGUAUACCGCAGAUACAGCAACAUAGUCUCGCAUAAACAACUCAGACCCCGCUUGACGCUCUCUACGCACCCCAAACUAAGCCACCAGCCUGUCUCUCUCUUGCUCAACGCCAGCGAUUAUUCCACCAUGCAUGCAUUCAAUUUGAACACACACACCAGCGCCUUUAUUGCCAUGAGCAUCACUUACCUGCUGUUCGCGCUGCACACCUUAGCCUACCACGUAGGCACAUUGACGCCCGCCACAGGCAAAAUCCCGACAACACAUACAACCGUUAGCACACGCAAGCUGAAUCACACGGCUUUGCUGGAUAUGUCGAUCGACUUUGCGAUCGAUCCGCAAGCGAAUGCAACUGUGGUGGCGUCGACGAUGCCGACGUCGACAUUGGCAGCGUUGGCGUUUGGCCCUGACAGUGGAUAUGUGUACGAAGACCGGCAAGGUCAUGUGGUGAAGCGCGAAAAUAUCGAGUACGAUUUGACCGGCUUGCGCGUGUACAAUGUGGGCGUGUUGAUGGCAUCACAUCUGGAUUCGCCCUUCGAUCUGGAGCGCUGUGGACCCGCCGUGGAUUUGGCAUUGGAUGUAAUUAAUAGGGAAUUUUUGAAGCCGCAUAAAAUCAAAUUGCGCAAAGUGCAAGCAAGUUACCCUUCCUGUUCCGGUGCAAAGGCACCUGGUUUGGCUGCUGACAUGCAUUUUAAGGACGACGUCAUAGCUUUUAUUGGACCUGCUUGUGCAUUUGCUUUGGAGCCGGUGGCACGUCUAGCUGCCUAUUGGAAUUCUCCGAUCAUUACCGGUAUGGGUGAUCAGCCACCUUCUGAUGAUGAGCUAACGGUCACAUCUGGCAUAUUAGGAAAAAUUCAUAAAUGGAAAAAUGAGAGCACGGACAAGAGUAAAUAUCCCACACUUACGCGCAUGUCAUAUUGCCAGUGUCGUCUUAAAUUGGUGUUUGCCAGUAUUUUUCGGCAAUUUAAGUGGAAACAUGUGGCAUUGAUCAUCGACCGUUCGGACCUUUUCUCCCUAACUGUAGGCAAGAAUUUGGAGUAUGGACUACGGCAAGAGGGUCUACUUAGUUUUGUACGUGAGUUAAAUGGCAAUGAACAAGAACCGUAUGAGAAUUACUUGAAGGAUGCGAGCAUGUAUGCAAGAGUGGUCAUUUUAUCCUUGCGUGGCGAGUUAGUUCGUAAAUUUAUGCUUGCCGCUUAUACGCUGGGCAUGACGAAUGGCGAUUGGGUCUUUUUAGAUGUCGAAAUAUUUCAGAGUUCCUAUUGGGAUGAUCACGACUGGGAAGCGGGCGAUGCGUUCGAUAGCCAUGCACGAAAGGCCUACGAAGCGUUGUUACGUGUUUCGCUGUUGCAACCUACCAAUCCGGAGUAUCAAGGCUUCGCUGAUAAAGUGCGUGUUAUGGCCAAAGCUUACAACUAUUCCUUCAGCGAUGGCGAAGAGGUGAACUUUUUCAUCGGCGCAUUUUACGAUGGCGUUUACUUGCUUGGCAUGGCCUUUAAUGAAACCCUGAAUGAGGGCGGCGAUCUACGUGAUGGCAUGGCUAUAACACGACGCAUGUGGAAUCGUAGUUUUCAUGGCAUAACUGGUCAUGUACGCAUAGAUGAUAACGGUGAUCGUGAUGCUGAUUACUCCAUAUCCGAUUUAGAUCCGAUAAAUGGCAAAUUUGAGGUGGUGGCACAUUAUUAUGGACUUCAUCGCGAAUAUUCAGCCGUGGCAGGGAAGAAGAUACACUGGCCUGGUGGACGUGAAGGUCCACCACCGGAUGUGCCACGCUGUGGCUUUUUAGGCAACGCGCCGGAAUGUCAUGGCAAUGAGUUAAUCAUUAUGUAUGGAACAUUUGCAUUCGCAAUUUUCCUUGGCUUUUCCUUCCUGGUCGUUUAUCUGAUGUGCAAGGCUAAAACUGUAACUUCCGAGGCGCAUGCAAAUAAAAAUCUACUUGAGAAAUAGCGGACACCCUACUGCACACAUACAUACUACACAUUAUAUUUUGGAGGGCUCAAUGCAAUGACUACAUAAUUAAACAUAAAUACAACAAAUGGGAUAAAUAAAAUGAUAAUCGCUAAUGUAUAUUACCUUAGUAUAUAUAUACAAAUAUACUUACAUAUAUGUAUAUUGUUUAUAUAUAUGUACGUAUAUAUAUACAUACAUACAUUCAUAUAAAUAGAUAAAAUAGCUCAAUAAAAAUAAAUUCAUUUAUGCAAAUGUAAAGAUUUUCGGUGUAAAACUGUAACGCUCACCUCUAAAAUACUUUAAAAUUUACACAAACACAGACUAUUUCAUUACAAAUAAAAUAUUUGAUUAAUAAAAUAACGGCAUUUCUUAUUUAUUUUCGGCGCAGAUUAUAAUAGAUUUUUUUAUACAGUUAUUCACAAAAGUUUUACCGAAACAAAGUGUUAAAAAAAUAAAAA